Molecule: messenger RNA, 1864 nt
Organism: Ruditapes philippinarum (Manila clam)
Lineage: Eukaryota; Metazoa; Mollusca; Bivalvia; Venerida; Veneridae
Product: tetratricopeptide repeat protein 39B-like
Molecular function (GO): protein binding
Source: RefSeq, a predicted model, not a curated record
ACUUUUGAAGAUGCUGUGGAGAAUGUACAGAUCACAAAACCUGAAGACCUUAAUUCCUGUAUACAAGACUGUCAUGUUGCUCUGAAGUUGUUUCUUAAUAAUAGAUUCACAGAAGCAAAGAAUAGAAUGGAACCUUGCAUUGACUGGAGUAUGUACCAUGCCUUGGGAUAUGGGACCAUUAUGUAUAUACAGGCUGUGAUGACAUUUGAUAUGAAUGAUAUAGAGGCAGCAAUUCAAGCCAUAAAGAAAUCUCUGGUUGUCUGUAACAAACAAAGACGAAAGAUCUCAAUAUUUGGCUCAUUCAGCCGCGAGGCCAGCAAGAGCAACUACACAGAAUUAUCUGAUGAGGAAAUUCAUGCAGAACUGUGUUAUGCUGAAUGCUUGUUGAUCAGAGCUCUACUUACAUUUGUACAAGAUGAAAACCUCAUCAGUUUUGUCAAAGGUGGUCUAAAAAUACGUGAAUGUUACAAAGUUUACAAAGAUUGUGCCAAACUUUUAGCAAACAGAAAGUUCGAGUCAGAGAAUCAAAAGAAGCAUUUUGAAAGUGGAGUUAAAAUGGGGGUCGGCUCAUUUAAUCUUAUGAUAUCAUUGUUACCAGGGAAGAUACUAAAGUUGUUAGAAUUUGUUGGAUUCUCAGGAAAUAAGCAACUAGGUUUACAAGAGUUGGAACAUGGCAGUGAACAAUUCUUCAGUCUUCGAGGACCACUCUGUUCAAUAAUACUUAUAGCAUAUCAUACUGUAGUAAGUUAUGUUUUAGGUUUAGCAGAUGGAGAUAUUCAAAUGGCAGAUAAAUUAUUAAAACCAUGUUUGGAACAUUAUCCAAAGGGUGCAUUGUUUCUCUUUUUUGCUGGAAGAGUUGAAGAAAUAAAGGGUCACAUUAAUCAAGCAAUAGAUAAGUUUGAGGAGUCUAUAGAAUCUCAGCAGGAAUGGAGACAGUUUCAUCAUCUAUGUUACUGGGAGCUUAUGUGGUGUCAUUGUUUUAAGGGGGACUGGUUGAUGGGUAUGAAGUAUGCGGAGAUACUGUGUAAAGAAAGUAGGUGGAGUAAAGCAACAUAUACAUACCAGAAGGCGGCAUUCCUCAUGAUGUGUGAUGAUCAGACUGAAGAAUCCAAAGAGCAUCUGCAAUAUCUCAUGGGAGAAGUUCCCAGGUUGAAGCAGAGAAUUGCAGGUAAAUCAAUACCAAUAGAGAAAUUUGCUGUGUUCAAGGCUAAGAGAUUUUCUGAGCAAAAUGGCUACCUCACUCUUCCAGCAUUGGAACUGAUAUACACAUGGAACGGGUUUAAUAUUAUUGGGACAAGGCAGGACCUUCUAGAACCAAUAAUGGUAACUGUGGAAACAACCAUUAACCAUAUACUACAUAAUAAAGAGAGUUAUAUGAACUAUGUGGAUGAUUAUUGUCUGGUGUUAUUGUUAAAAGGUGUAUGUCAGAAAUUUAGGGGACAAUUACUGCAGGCAGAACAGUGCUUCCUAGAAGUUAUUGAAAAUGAGAAAAAAAUCAAGUACGACACUUUCCUGCCACCAUAUGCCACAGUUGAAUUGGCCAUACUUUGUUUAGAACAGAAGCGUUUCAAACAUGUGAAGUCAUAUCUGGAGAAGGCCAAGAAAAACUAUAAAAGUUAUUUAUUAGAGUCCCGACUUCAUUUCCGUAUCCAUGCAACCAGACUGAGCCUCAGUCAACUAACUGGCGAGGACGUGGGAUCUGAUAUUCUAAAUGAUGGAGGUCAAUGUAGUCCAGAAAGAGAUAUCCCUCCAAAAACACCAGAUAGUACUUCAUUUGACAAUGCAGAAGCGGAUAACAGUUUCAAUGGGGGUACCAAGAAAACAAAUGGUGCGAUGGGAGUGUCGUGAUUUAUCCCUGUGUUAA